GAAAAUUCAGUUCUGUAUCGACUGUAGUUGUGAACGGACAAGUAAACUGGGAAAUGAAGUUGGUUUGGGCUGUGAUUCUGCUCCUGGGCACUUCUGCUGUGUCUGCCCAGCGGGAAAACUACUGCGAAAGGAACGAGACGAUUCGAACCCGAACGCCGGUGACCAAACAGCGAACCAUUGUGAAGCCGCAGCCAAAGUGGAAAAUCUGGAAAAAAGCCGAGAAGAUUACCGAGUCGUAUGACUCCGAGGAGGAGCUGGUUACCCAUCGGAUGAUUAAAGAGUGCUGUCCUGGCUACUUGGAAGUGGAAUCCGGCUUGUGUGAACCCAUUUGCAGUCGCGGCUGUCCCGCUCACGCCAGUUGUGCCGCUCCCGAUCGCUGCGAGUGCAUUUCCGGUUAUGUUUCGGCCAGGAAUCACCAGGAUGGCAGCCACUACUGCGAACCCAUCUGCCAGACUCUCUGUCCCGCCGGAGCCCAGUGCAUUUCGCCCAACACCUGCGCCUGUCGCGAUGGCUACACUCAAUUGCAGCCAGCUGGCGAUGGUGUGAGUGCCGAUUGUGCUCCAGUUUGCCAGGUGGGCGAUGGCUGUGCCAAUGGGAAGUGCGUCGAUGUGGAUCGCUGUUCCUGCAAUUUCGGCUAUCGGUGGAACAAGGAGGAGGAACGCUGCGUCGAACUGAGUGCGGAGUCGAUAUCCGAGGAGCAGGAGACCACCGAGGAGGGCUCCACAUCCCUGGACACCAGCUCGACGGCCGCCUUCACGGCCACCGAGUGUCCCGAGGACUAUGUCCUCUUCCGUGGCGAGUGCCGCGAGAAGCAAUUCAAUAGCAAUGAGGCAGGCUGCCAGAAAUCCGGCUGUGGUCCCCACCAGACCUGCCUGGAUUCGGGCACUUGCCACUGCUCGGACGGCUAUGUCCCGGAGGAGAGCAGCGAGUCAAGCGGAACGCUCAGCUGUCGCCGCACUUUGUUCGACCAGAUACUCGGCCUGAACGAGGCCACCGACGACGAGGACGAGCUGAAUCCCUGGACCAUUCCCAUCAUCGGUGUUGCCAGUGGCGUGCUCUUCGUCCUGCUGAUUGUGGGCCUCCUCGGCGGCAGGCGGUAUCGCCAGGAGAGAGCGACGUCGGCCAACAAGGAGAUGGAGUGCCAGUACUCGCAGAAGACCGUCGACGUGGACGAGUGGGUGCCAUGAAGGAGUCUUAUAUCCCUCGGCUUUGGGCUGUGUUAGAUCACCAUUGAUUGUUAGUGUAAAACCAUUUUUCAUUUGAGAAUAAAGCAUAUCGAGUUAAUACAAA
This is a messenger RNA of Drosophila ficusphila, 1290 nucleotides long. RefSeq names its product multiple epidermal growth factor-like domains protein 11. The transcript has a single exon. Bases 54 to 1187 code for a protein of 377 amino acids. The record is from RefSeq and is a predicted model, not a curated record. Lineage: Eukaryota; Metazoa; Arthropoda; Insecta; Diptera; Drosophilidae.